AUGGCCCUAGGACCGACCAACAGUGACGACAAUAAACAACCUGCCAAGAGGGCCGACGUAGCUUACCAACCAACCAACCGUGACGACAAUAAACAACCAGCCAAGAGGGCCGACGUAGCUUAUCAACCAACCAACGGUGACGACAAUAAACAACCUGCCAAUGACGACAAUAAACAACCUGCCAAGAGGGCCGACGUAGCUAACCAACCAACCAACAGUGACGACAAUAAACAACCUGCCAAGAGGGCCGACGUAGCUAACCAACCAACCAACAGUGACGACAAUAAACAACCUGCCAAGAGGGCCGACGUAGCUUACCAACCAGCCAACAGUGACGACAAUAAACAACCUGCUAAGAGGGCCGACGUAGCUAACCAACCAACCAACCAACCAACCAACAGUGACGAGAACAAACAACCUGCCAAGAGGGCUGGCGUAGCUAACCAACCAACCAACAGUGACGACAUUAAGCAACAUGUCAAGGGGGCCGACGUAGCUAACCAACCAACCAACAGUGAUGACAAUAAACAACCUGCCAAGAGGGCCGACAUAGCUAACCAACCAACCAACAGUGCCGACAAUAAGCAACAUGUCAAGGGUGCCGACAUAGGUUAUCAACCAACCAACAGUGACAACAAUAAGCAACAUGUCAAGGGGGCCGAAAGGGCCGACGUAGCUAACCAACCAACCAACAGUGACGACAAUAAACAACCUGCCAAGAGGGCCGACGUAGCUAACCAACCAACCAGCAGUGACGACAAUAAAAAACCUGCCAAGAGGGUCGACGUAGCUGACCAACCAACCAACAGUGACGACAAUAAACAACCUGCCAAGAGGGCCGACGUAGCUAACCAACCAACCAACAGUGACGACAAUAAACAACCUGCCAAGAGGGCCGACGUAGCUAACCAACCAACCAACAGUGACGACAAUAAACAACCUGCCAAGAGGGCCGGCGAAGCUAACCAACCAACCAACCAACCUAACGACAAUAAACAACCUGCCAAGAGGGCCGACGUAGCUUACAAACCAACCAACAGUGACAAUAAACAACCUGCCAAGAGGGCCGACGUAGCUUACAAACCAACCAACAGUGACGACAAUAAACAACAUGUCAAGGGGGUCGAUGUAGCUAACCAACCAACCAACAGUGACCUCCUACCAACCAACAGUGACCGCCUACCAACCAAAAGUGAGCACAAAUUCGAACCUGCCAAGAGGGCGGACAUCGCUAGCCUACCUACCAACAGUGACUGUCUACCAACCAACAGUGAGCAUAUAAUACAACCUGUCAAGAGGGCUGAUGUCACUUGCCUGCCAACCAACAGUGACCUAUCAACCAACAGUGAGCACAUGAUACAUCUUGCCAAGAUGGCUAAUGUUGCUAACCUGCCAACAAACAGUGACCGCUUACCAACCAAAAGUGAGCACAUAUUACAAUAUGCCAAGAAGGCUGACGUUGCUAGCCUACCAACCAAUAGUGACCGCCUACAAACCAACAAAGAGCACAUAAUACAACCUGCCAAGAUGGCUGGCAUCCCUAGCCUACUAACAAGGGCUGACGUCGCUAGCCUUCCAACCAACAGUGAGCACAUAAUACAAUCUGCCAAGAGGGCUGACAUCGCUAGCCUACCAACCAACAGUAACCACACAAUACAACCUGUCAAGGGGGCCGAUGUCGAUAGCUUACCAACCAACAGUGACAACCUUCCAAGAGGGCUGAUGUCACUAGCCUACCAACCAACAGUAACCACACAAUACAACCUGUCAAGGGGGCUGAUGUCACUAGCCUACCACCCAAAAGUGACCGCCUACCCGUCAACAACCUGCCAAGAGGGCCAACGUCGCCAGCCUACCAACCAACAGUGA
This is a messenger RNA of Mya arenaria, 1869 nucleotides long. RefSeq names its product cell surface glycoprotein 1-like. Bases 1 to 1869 code for a protein of 622 amino acids. The record is from RefSeq and is a predicted model, not a curated record. NCBI's taxonomy places the organism in Eukaryota, Metazoa, Mollusca, Bivalvia, Myida, Myidae. The transcript is spliced from 5 exons.